UUUCAUUUAGAUGGACUUUUGCAGUAAAACAGUUAAACCGAUUUCAGAUACUGCUGUUCACCUGUUCCUGUUUUGCACUGGAGCUGCUGAUCAAUAACAGCGUGUAACACCUGUAUGCCAAACAAUCCAAGGUGAUCAGACUACCUGGAAAUCCAGCAGCACAUUUGAAUUACUGCCAACAUGGCUGAGCUGAGGGUUGUUCUGCUGGGAAGCAGCUGGACUGAGAAAAAUGAAGUGGGAAAUUUCUUACUGGGACAGACUGUGUUCAGCAGUCAGUCUAAACACUUUGUGAGAAUUAGUGGACCAUUGGAGGACAAAAAAUUAGUUCUCAUCAACACCCCCUAUCUGCCUCCUCUUGAAACCUCCCAACAUGAGCUGACACAGUUUAUCCAAGAAUGUGAGAAAGUUGCUAAACCCGGACCGCAUGUGUUUCUGCUGGUUGUACAGCCUGAACAUUUUACUGAAGAACAAAAACUGAGACUCUGUAGAGUUCUUGAAGGCUACAGUGAUCGAUCAUUUGAUCAUUCAAUGAUUCUGAUAACAUCGCCUAAAGAGGAGUGUUCAGUUUUUAUGGAAGAUUUCAUUAAAAGACCUCCAUUAAAUGAAAUGAUCAAAAUAUGUAAAUACCGAUACUUGAAGAGGGACAAUACUGAACUUCCAAAGCUGUUAACACUUUUGGGUGAAAUUGUAAAGUACAACAAUGGAGAACAUGUGAGCUAUGAAGUUUUUGAGGAUACAGCACAAACUUUACCAAGAGAUCAAAGUCCAAAACAAAAGAAAACAAAAACUCCUAUCACAGAUGGUGUGAGAGCUGCCGGACUACCGAAUAAAUUGAAACAAAUGACUUGUCGACUCUCUCAGAAACACUUUUUGUCCAACAUGUCUGCAUUCAGGGUUGUGCUGCUGGGCAAAAGUGAGGACAAGAAGACAAAGCUUGGUAACUUUAUCACUGGGUAUCAAGGAUUUCACUGCCAAAAACAAUCGCCCAUCAUGCACUGUGUGGCUAUUUGUGCAGAGUGGAGAGGAAAACCAUUAACAGUAGUGAAAACUCCAGAUUUAUACAAUCUUUCUGAGGAGGACAUGAGAAGAGAAGUUAAGAGCUGUGUGAAUCUCUGUCAUCCUGGACCAAAUAUUCUGCUGCUCCUAGUGAAGCCUUCUGAAUUCACUGAGAAAGACAGAGAAGCUCUGAAGUUCAUCUUGGGUUUGUUUGGUCAGCAUGCCUUUAAACACUCAAUGGUCAUCAUCACACAUGAGAAUGAAAUGAGUUUCUCUGUGAAUGAACUGCUUAUAGAAUGUGAAGGAAGACACUACAACAUGUUUGAAGAUAAUUAUGGAUCUUUAAUGAAGAAGAUUCAGGAAAUGACAAAUGAACACAAUCCAUUCAUCAAACCAUCUUUAAACCUGGUUCUGUGUGGGAGGAGAGGAGCAGAGAAGACUUCAACAGUCAAGGCUAUUUUAGAUCAGACUGAGCUUCAUUCAGUCUCCAGCUCAGAGUGUGUUAAACAUCAGGGAGAGGUGUGUGGACGCUGGGUUUCCCUGGUGGAGCUGCCUGCCUUGUAUGGAAAACCUCAGGAAGUAGCAAUGGAAGAAUCACUCAGGUGUAUCUCCCUCUGUGAUCCUGAGGGUGUCCAUGCCUUCAUCCUGGUCCUACCUGUGGCUCCCCUCACUGAUGAAGAUAAAGGAGAGUUAGAGACCAUCCAGGACACAUUCAGCUCUCAAGUCAAUGCCUUCACCAUGAUUCUGUUCACUGUGGAGUCAGAUCCUACAGCUCCAGCUGUUGUUAACUUUGUUCAGAAAAGCAACGACAUCCAGGAGCUCUGUGAGAGCUGUGGAGGAAGAUCUCUUGUUCUCAACACCAAAGACAAAGAGCAGAUCACAAAACUGUUUCAAACUGUAGAAAAAAUAAGUCUCCAGGAAGACAAAUCAUGCUGCUACACAAUGCACACUUAUGUACAUGCCCAAAUAGAGAAGAUGUUACAGCAAGAGAAAUUCAUCACCAAACUACAAACUGAAGUAACAGCACUUGAAAAAAGAAACACUGUCACUUGUAAUGAAGAGGCACAGAGUCAAGAGUGUCUCAGGAUUGUGCUGAUUGGAAAGACCGGGUGUGGAAAAAGUUCUUCCGGAAACACCAUUUUAGGAAGAGAUGAGUUUAUAUCUAAACCUUUCCAAAAGUCAGUCACCAAACGUUGUCAGAAAGUACAGAGUAAAGUGGACGGUUAUCCUAUUGUGGUGGUCGACACUCCUGGAUUAUUUGACACAACUUUGUCCAGUGAAGAAGUUAAUGAGGAGGUAGUGAGAUGUAUCAGUCUUCUGGCUCCAGGACCACAUGUCUUCUUGUUGGUGAUGCAGAUUGGCAGAUUUACAGAAGAGGAGAAGGAGACGCUAGAAUUAAUCAAGAAAGGUUUUGGGAAAAAUUCUGAAAAGUUCACCAUCAUUCUUUUCACAAAAGGAGAUACACUGGAACAUGAAAAGGUGUCUAUUAAAGAGUACAUUGAAAACUCUGAUGAUUCCUUUAAGAAGCUGAUAGAUGACUGUGGAGGAAGAUACCAUGUGUUCAGUAACUAUGAUAAACAAAAUUGCAUACAAGUCAGUGAGCUGAUAACAAAGAUUCACACCAUGGUGAAGGAAAAUGGAGGAAACUGCUUCACCAAUGAGAUGCUGCAAGAAGCAGAAGCAGCGAUAAAGAAGGAAAUGAAGAGAAUCUUGAAAGAGAAGGAAGAAGAGAUGAAAAGACAGAGAGAAGAACUGGAAAGAAAACAUGAGGAAGAAAAGGAAGCAAUGAAAAGAAGAAUGGAAGAAGAGAAAGAUAAAAUACAGCAAGAAAGAGACCAGAAACUCAAGGAGAUGGAAGAAAAUAUAGAUAAGGAGCGUGAAGAGAGAAAGAAAGAACGUGAAGUGAGAGAAAAAGAGAACUCGAAAUGGAAAAAUGAGGAAGAAACAUACAGACAAAAUUUGAAAAUACAACUUGAAAUGUUAGACAAACAAAUUCAGUCAGAAAAAGAGGAAAAGAAAAGUGUGGACAGAAAGCUGGAAGAGAGCAGAGAAGAGAUGAGAAGAAGACAAGAAGUCUGGGAGAAAGAACGAAAGGAGGAGUGGGAGAAACGGAUGCAAGAAGAUGAAGAGAGACGAGAAGAGGAGCAAAGACGAAUUGUAAAUCUUGAAGAAAUGCGCAAGCAGGAAAUGGAAAAAUAUGAAAAGAAAAGAGAAGAAGAAGAUCAGAUCAGGAGAGACAAAGAGGAAAAAGAACGAAAUCAAUUAGAGGAACACUAUAAAACAUGUGUGGAAAAUCUGAAGAAGACAUAUGAAGAGGAUGCCAGAAAGAAAGCAGAAGAGUUCAAUGACUUCAAAGACAAACACAACAAAGCGUUGCAGGAGCAUGAAAAACAAAUGAAAGACAAAGAUGUGAAAUAUGACCUGCUACAAGCUUUGGCUGUCCACAGUGAAAAGCAAAAGAGAGAAAAACAUCAAAGAGAAAUAAAAGAUGUGAUAAAUUGUCUAUCUAAGAAGAGAGGAAAUAUGAAAAAAAUCAAAGACUUGCUGAUAAAACAUGAUAAUCAAAUAAAGAUGGCAAAAAAUGAGGAGGAAAAAGAAUACCUGGAGAAAAUUCAUGAAACAGAAAUAAGUGAUCAAAUACAAAAACUUCUGGAUGAAGUGGAGACAAGAUCUCCCUGCAGCAUUUCAUGAGAUUUUUUUCCUUGUCAGAGCACGGCUAUUUCAAUAAAUGAUUUUCUGUACAUUUAUUACUUUUUUUUUGUUUUAGAAAAUAUUACAUGUUCGUCAGAUGGUAAGAUGAGAAUACCAGUGUGAGUGUUGGUGCGGUAUUGCAUUUUUAUAGGCUAAAAGGUAAUUUUGAAUAUACUUACUCAUACAUGGACAACAGAUUUAAGAUUAAACUGUUGUAUUUUUCUGAUUGAUUAGGUUGAAAUUCAUAAACUUUAAGGGAAAUUUGUAAACAAUUUACAAUCAGCAGAUGGAUUUCUUGAUUUUUCAUUUAAAUUGUUAUUUUCAGGAUUGUGUUUCAUUUUGUAGAAUGUUUUUAACUUUGAUAUUUUGUGUUAUUGACGUGUAGUUUGAGAUGGUGCCAUUCAACUUUUCAGGUUAUAGAAAAUCUUUGCUUUGUCUUAUUGUUUUUUGUUUGUAUUUUUUACUUGGAUUAUUUGCAGGCAGCAGCUUAUUAAAUAACCAAAAAAAAAGCUUCUGUUAUUAGAUAUUUGGUUGUUUGCUGGAAUGUU
Molecule: messenger RNA, 4235 nt
Organism: Archocentrus centrarchus (flier cichlid)
Lineage: Eukaryota; Metazoa; Chordata; Actinopteri; Cichliformes; Cichlidae
Product: GTPase IMAP family member 8-like
Exons: 7
Coding region: 181-3687 (1168 amino acids)
Molecular function (GO): GTP binding
Source: RefSeq, a predicted model, not a curated record